CUUCCUUAGAAAAUUAGCCUGUUCACUUAUAGCCAGAAUGUAUGUCAUUUCAAGAAAAGAGAGUUAAAUCAAUAAACCUGUACCUUCAAUAAGUUGCAGUAUUGUUUCAAUUUGCACCCAUUAAUAAAUGGCGGAUUCUAGUGCGAUGCUCUGCGACUAUGAUUCUUCACUGCAGUCUUCGGAUGAUGGAAAUGUUGAGGAGAUACGGAGUUCAAAAAGCCCCAUAAUUUCCCAGGAGGAAAGAAACAAUGUUGAUACAGUGAAGAACAGGAUUUCACCCACUGAAACAACAAGGAGCUCUUCUUUGGUCUCAUCUUCAUUGCCUGCUAGCUACAUUAUUGAUAACAGACGCCGAUCAAGUAGUCGUGAACAUAGUUCUUCAAGGCGACGCCGAAAACGAAGUCGUGCCUCCAGAUAUGAUCGUGGGAGUCCAAGCGAACAUGUGAGUUCCUCAAGGCGCAAACGUUCAUCGCAUCAUUCAAAGCACAAACAUUCAUCCAGAAAGCAUCAUCAUCGUGAUUCUCACUACAGUGACCAUAAACAUCGUUACCGCCGAAAGCAUCGACGUCGCAGUUCGACCUCAUCUACGAGUUCAUCUAGUGAUACCAGCCGUGAGAGCAAACCAAGUAGACGUGGCAGCCAUAAUGGUAGAAAUUCGACACAACUCACAAGUUUCAAGGAUAAUAUUAGUUCGCAACCGAAGCCAGAAAACCGGGACACCGCCACUGUUAUCCCGACAACUGGAACCACUACAGUGACAAACCCUCCGCCAGUUCCUAGUCAAAGUGCUACAAUGAAUCUUCCUGUCCAGAGGUUAACAGCUCAAGAUAUAUUGGACAAAAUACAAAAGCAUCAACAAGAGCAAGCCAAGGCUCAGGCACUAGCUGCUGCCGCCGCCGCAAAACUUCCAAAAUACUACAACCCAACCACUGUCAACGCCGUUAAACUUGCAGAGCAGCAACAAAAGCGCAAAUUAUUGUGGUCCAAAAAAGACAGUGAAAACACUAGUUCUGAAAGUAAAACUCUUUGGACAGCUACCUCUCUAAUUGCUGGAAAAGGUGAUUCUGCAGCUGCCGCUAAAUUUCGAAAAUUAAUGGGAAUUCAUGAUUCUUCCGGAGAAGUACUAGACGGUGGUGCUGCCAACGUUAACGAAACUGAGGCUCUUCGUCGAGCUGAAGCUCAGGCUGAACUUUUCCGACGACUGGAACACGAAUAUGAAAUGUCUCGCACUAUAACACAUACUCAGCGAGGUGCUGGUCUUGGUUUCAGCUCAUCUAGUCAUGUAGAUUACAAUGCAUAUGCUGCUAUGCAAAGUGAAAAAGACAAAAACCCUAAUUUAUAAUUGUAUUUACCUUAAGAAUUCACUUGUACAGCUCACCAUUGAAUAUUUUAAAGAAUGACUUCAUUAUUUGCAAACAUGUCUCAGUCAUUUUUU
Molecule: messenger RNA, 1435 nt
Organism: Schistosoma turkestanicum
Lineage: Eukaryota; Metazoa; Platyhelminthes; Trematoda; Strigeidida; Schistosomatidae
Source: the annotation of a GenBank genome assembly